AUGAUGGAUACUGAUAUGGAUCAAUCACGUUUACAAACAGCAAAUCGUUUUGGACAAUUAUCAAAAAAUAUGUUCUUUGCACGGCAUGUUCCUCAACCAAAAUAUUUAAAAUUUAUUACAGGAACUGCUGGUGUUAAAGUAUGUCAUGUACGAGAUGAUAUGCCACAUUUACCAGCAAAUCCAUCAGAAAAAAUUCAACCAAAAAGACGUCGAGAACGAUUCCUUCCUCCUAUACGUGGUUGGAAUGCAUCCGGAACGGUAUUUGUUGAUACAGAAAAUUGGCGACGUGAAUUAUCACGUAUUGCUGAAAUGGUUGGUUUAGUAACAGCUGAAGAAUUAACUGAAAUUGAAAAUAAAAGAAAACCAUCAUGUUCACCACUUAUAAGAACUCCAUCAAAAACAGGAAAUGGUGAAUAUAGUCAACGAACUGGUCGAUGGAAUGAAACACCUAAAACAUUAAGACGUAGUCAAUCAUUACGUGGACGAACACCACUUUCAGCUCUUGUACCUAAUCAUCUAUUUUGUGUUGAUGAACAAGAACGAGAGAUGUGGAUGCUUCAAGUACUUUGUCAAAUUUUAAAAACUGAAGAUAUUAAUGAAGUACAAUCAUGGCUUGUUUCAUCAAGUUCAAAUGAAAAAGAGGUUGUACGUCAAUUAAUUACAUCAGCAAUUAAAGGACUUGAAGAAAGUGGACGUAUUCAACCAACUGCUUAUUUUACUGAAAAUACAAAAUCUACUCAAGCUAAUCUAGAUACAUUGGACUCGAUGAUGUCAAAUAAACUUCCUAAUGAAUCUGUAUCAUCAAUUAAUGAAAAUACAAUAAAACCUAAUUCUCGUCCUCGAACAUCCCCACAAAUACAAUCAACAACAACAACCACAACAACAAAUGAUUUUCAAAGUAAAUCAACUCGGGCAUUACAAACAAAUCUUGAACCAAUUAAUGAAGAAAAAAAUACAAAAACAUUUGUACCACAACCAACAAAAGUUGAUAGUAAACGUGAUAUACAAGUUCUUACAUUUAAUGAUGAUGAAUAUAAUAAUCAACAAUUAACAAAUAGAAAUAAAGAUGAAGUACCAUUUUAA
This is a messenger RNA of Rotaria sordida, 1083 nucleotides long. The record is from the annotation of a GenBank genome assembly. NCBI's taxonomy places the organism in Eukaryota, Metazoa, Rotifera, Eurotatoria, Philodinida, Philodinidae.